Molecule: messenger RNA, 1989 nt
Organism: Drosophila elegans
Lineage: Eukaryota; Metazoa; Arthropoda; Insecta; Diptera; Drosophilidae
Product: ubiquitin-conjugating enzyme E2Q-like protein CG4502
Exons: 5
Coding region: 459-1370 (303 amino acids)
Source: RefSeq, a predicted model, not a curated record
UCUUCUCCUCUCUAACAGAUUCUCUCCGCUCUCGCGGGCGAAAAGUGCAGUGAAAAGUGGCUCCAAGGAAAUAAAAUAAUCCAAAAGUUAAUUUGAAUUUAAACUGCGAAUGUUUAUUACUUUUCGCAUACCGCGCAAUAAAAAAAUAUAUAUACUUCGUAAAAACAAUUGCGUUUGAUUGUAUUUCCCAUCUUAUUAUUUGUUUUUCUUUGCGAGCUGCAAAGGAAAAUUAAGAAUAAAAGGAAACGCUGAUAAGCACGAAGAACAACAAAAACAGUUGCAUUUGGCGCUUGCACCAAUUCACUGACCCACAUUGCACCAGAAACAAUUUAAAGAAGAAGACUGAACAACCACGCCCACACAAUACUAGUAAACUAGUAAAUCAAAAGCCACCGCUCAAAGAACUCGAAAAUACCAAAAACCCAAAUCCAAGGGAGACCAAGCUAAUCCAAACCAAGAUGUCAUCGCGUUCCAAGGAGAGAGUUGUCACUGCAUUCCGCAAAAUCUUCCAGAAGUCCAGCAAUAAUAACAACAACCAUAAUAAUAAUAACAACAAUAAUAACAACAAUGACAAGGUUGAUGGCGCCACUGGCAGCAGUCCGAACACAAACAAUAAUAACAACAACAACAACAACAAUAACAAUCACGAUGGGGCUGCUGCCUCCUCGGCAGGAGGCGGGGCAAUGGGCGGCGGAGCAGUGGGCGGCGGAUCAUCGGGAUCAUCUAGUGGCACCAAAAACGCAGUGGUCCGCAUGGCAGCCGAGCAGGCUGUUUGGGACUCUCCAGGCAAGCGGCGACGACAAGAUCACAAAGUGGCGCCGAUGACGGGACGACAACUGGUGGCGGCGCCGGAUCAGACUAUUCGAUCCCGCCGCCUCAUGAAGGAAUACCGCGAAAUGGAGCGACUGCAGACCAAGGAUGGCGCUGUCUUCACGGUGGAACUCGUGAACGACAGUCUCUUCGAGUGGCACGUACGACUGCACGUGAUCGAUCCCGACUCACCACUGGCCAAGGACAUGGCCGAGAUGGGUGUGCCGGCCAUCCUGCUGCACCUGAGUUUCCCCGACAACUUUCCCUUCGCCCCGCCUUUCAUGCGCGUGGUGGAGCCGCGCAUCGAGAAGGGCUACGUGAUGGAAGGCGGUGCCAUCUGCAUGGAACUCCUAACGCCCCGCGGAUGGGCCAGUGCCUAUACGGUGGAGGCGGUCAUCAUGCAAUUUGCUGCCAGCGUAGUCAAGGGUCAGGGCAGAAUUACACGAAAGCCAAAGAGUACAAAGGAGUUCACUCGCCGCCAAGCCGAAGAGUCGUUCCGUUCGCUGGUUAAGACACACGAAAAGUACGGAUGGGUGACGCCCGCCCUGUCCGAUGGCUAAGUGUCGUUUUCGGUCCGCAAGAAAACUCAGCUCAGAUGCUCUGCGUUUGCCAACACCCAACCAAUGCAAAUCAACAAUAUUCAGCCACCCAACAAAAGUCUCGCUCAUAGCAAUUCAUCAAGCCAUCAUCUAUACAUCUUUAUUCUACUCUUGGUCAAAGUAACAAACGAUUUCAAUUGCAAACCAUCCAUAAAGCAACCGGAGUAACUUUUGAAAACACAAGAAAAAAAAAAAAAACCGGAAGUAAAAACGCGCAUCAAGCAACAAAUUAGCUUAAAAUGUAACUCUAGAUCGUAGUCAUCAGUAAAAAGGAAUUUUCGCCGAUUACAAAGUGGAUAUUUAAGUAUUAUUAGUUGAGCAAAAACGAAAACCGAAGAACGGAUGAGCAGCCACUUUGCAAAUCAUUUUCAAUCGGCUAGCGCUAUAAAUUAAGUUACGUAUCGUUUACAGAAUCAAUUAGUCUGAUAUCUUGGUUCGACUGUGUUAUUAUAAUUUGUUGUGAUUUUUGUUAAAGUUAAACAAUGAAGAAACCAAAAUUCAACAGCUGCGAACACAUGUGUGUUCCUUAUAAAUUGGUUUUUCUCUUUAAGUUACGCAUAAUAAAUAAAUAUAACAUGUG